This is a messenger RNA of Aspergillus neoniger CBS 115656, 3036 nucleotides long. RefSeq names its product putative NRPS-like enzyme. The record is from RefSeq and is a predicted model, not a curated record. Gene Ontology annotation, molecular function: phosphopantetheine binding. NCBI's taxonomy places the organism in Eukaryota, Fungi, Ascomycota, Eurotiomycetes, Eurotiales, Aspergillaceae. The transcript has 3 exons. The coding region runs from base 1 to 3036 and encodes 1011 amino acids.
AUGCUCUCUACAAUCGCACCACAACCACCCACACUACAGGAGCCUCGGUCUAAAGGCGAUGUCACAUUGCCUUUGGAAUCCCAGGAGCCUUCGACAAUUGACGAACUUGUUCGCCAACGUGCAUCACUUGGAGCCGCACAGCCCAUCAUCUCCUAUCCGAGCACCGGCAUCGAAUAUGUGGACUAUCCACUGCAGCAACUGGAUGUCUUCGCAUUCCGCGUCUCCAAGGUGCUAUCAGAUCGCAUUCCGCCUCGGAAGUCGUCAACUGAAACCCCCAAAGUCAUCGCUUUAUUGGGACCAUCUGACCUCAACUACCUGGUGAUGCUGCUUUCCCUGGCUAAGCUGAGUCACAGUGGACUGCUCCUAUCAACCAGAAUAUCCGUGGAUGCAUACGUCUCGCUACUGGAAAAGACCGGGUCGAGACAUAUUUUCAUUCACAGCUCAUUCCGAGACACCGCUGAAGAUAUCAAGAAGCGGGUACCUGAGCUUGUCAUUGAUGAGAUUCCGACUGAGGAAAACUAUCAUUAUCCCAUUACAGAGGAUGUUGACACGAACCUGGUCCCACACCUUGACCCGAAAAUCGAGUCCAAGCAUAUCGCAUGGAUUAUUCAUUCCAGUGGCUCGACUGGACUUCCGAAGCCUAUUUUCCACACCCAAUCUGCUGCACUGAAGAAUUACUCGGGACAUAUGAACAUGUCCGGGUUCGUUACUUUGCCGCUGUACCACAAUCAUGGAAUUAGCUGUCUCUUCCGGACAAUUCACGCUAAGAAACAGCUGCAUCUCUACAAUGCCAAUCUUCCAUUGACCAGGCAGUAUCUGCUCGAGAUUAUGGGAUCGAAUGAAUUUGAAAUAUUCUACGGUGUCCCUUAUGCGCUGAAGUUAUUGGCUGAGACACAGGAGGGAAUAUCCGCUUUGGCUAAGCUUAAGGCCGUCAUGUUCGGAGGGUCAGCAUGCCCGGACUCUCUAGGAAACUUGCUAGUCGAGAAUGGUGUUCAUCUCACCAGUCACUACGGAUCAACUGAAACCGGUCAGCUCAUGAUGUCCACCAGGCCUCGCGAAGACAAAGGAUGGGACUGGCUCCGCCCCUCUGAUUAUGUCAAGAAAUUCUUGAGAUUUGAAGAGCGCUUUCCGGGAGUAUUCGAGCUAGUGUGUCUAGAUGGCUGGCCCUCUAAGGUCAUGACCAACCGACCCGAUGGCUCGUACGCUACCAAGGACCUGUUUGUCAAGCAUCCCACCAUGGAGGCAUACAAGUACUAUGCUCGUCUGGACGAUACAAUCAUCCUAUAUAAUGGAGAAAAGGUCAACCCACUUGACCUGGAAGGACGAGUCCGGCAGCGCAGCACUGUUGCCGAAGCCAUUGCGUUCGGAGCAGGCAAAGCUCAGAUCGGACUGGCUGUCGUUCGUGCACCUGGCACCGAGUCACUCUCCGAUGAGGAGGUCAUUGGCAGCAUUUGGCCAGCUGUUGAGAAGGCUCACGAGGCGCUACCUGCGUUUGGACAACUCUCGAAGAAUAUGGUCCGAGUGUUGCCUGCAGACACUCCCUACCCUCGGACUGACAAGGGCACCAUCAUCCGUCAAGCCUUCUACAAGAACUUCCAACCUCUGAUUGAAGAGGUUUACGCCGCUGUGGACGCCAUGACUGGCACGCUAGUUCUGUCUGAGCCUGAACUGAGGAACUUCCUUAAGAAGCAAAUUCUGCAAAUUCUGCCCCUUAAGGACACCAGCCUGUUGACAGAUGACGCCGAUUUCUUCUCACUGGGCAUGGACUCCCUACAAGCCAGCCAACUACGCACUGUGCUCGUCCAGAACUUGGACACCAAGGGCCAACAACUUGGGCUCAACAUUGCCUUCGAGCAGCCCACUAUUGCCGUGCUCGCCCGUUUCCUAGCCGCUGUACAGUCCGGAGAAGCCCUUCCAGAUUCUCAGCCGAUCCCUGAACAGAUGCGUGCACUCAUCUCACAAUUCAGCCACUUUGAACCCCACGUUCCACAUCCCAAUGACCUUCCCGGUCGUUAUGUCGUAACCUACAAGCGCCUCCACGACGCCCUCCACGCCCGCCAUCUUUAUACACCUCUCUCAUCCUCCUCCAAAGCCAAAUUGAUCGCCCUCCCCGCCCCAGCCCUAUCCCACCCAACUCUGUCCCUCCCGGAAGAAACCUACAACACCCUUCUCACCGAAACCACAGACAUCAUCCACUGCGCCUGGCCCGUCAACUUCAACCUCCAACUCAGCAGUCUCGCACACGACACUCUCCCCACCCUACACAACCUCCUCACUCUAGCCCUAAAAGCCCAGCGCCCCGAACCCGCCACCUUCAACUUCUGCUCCUCCGUCAGCAGCGUCGUCAACAGCACCGUCUCCCCCAUCCCGGAAUCCCUCCCGGACUCCCUCACCGCCGCGCAAUCCAUGGGCUAUGCGCAGUCCAAGCUCAUCGCAGAACACAUCUGCGCCAACGCCACGCCCUACCUGGAUGCCCGUGUCCUCCGUAUCGGACAAAUCAUCGGCGACACCAAGCACGGGGUAUGGAAUGCCACGGAGGCGAUUCCGCUGAUGCUUAGGGCUGCGGUUACGGUGGGGGCGUUGCCGAGAUUGGAUGAGAGGAUGCGGUGGGUGCCGGUUGAUGUUGUUGCUGGGGCAGUGAUGGAUAUUACGCUUCACCAAGGGGAAAGAGAGGGGAGGAAGAAGGGGGUGGAUGAUGUGGAGGUGUUUAAUAUUCUGAACCCGUACAGGUUCCAUUGGACAGAGGAUCUACUUCCUGCUCUAAGGGCUGCCGGGUUGGAGUUUGAGGAUGUGGAGUUCGGGGAGUGGAUUCGGCGAGUUAGAGAUGUGGCGGAUCCGGAGAGGAAUCCGCCGGUCAAGUUGGUCGGGUUCUGGGAGGGAAAGUAUGGGAGUCAGAAGCCGUUUAGGGGGUUGGAGUUUGUGACGGACAAGGCGAGGGAGAGGGCUGAGGGGUUGAGGGGGCUGAGUGUGGAUGGAUUGGAGGGGGGGUUGGUGGGCAAGAUGGUGGAGUGGUUUAGGGAGGUUGCGUGGGUUUGA